Messenger RNA from Harmonia axyridis, 992 nucleotides. RefSeq names its product mesencephalic astrocyte-derived neurotrophic factor homolog (gene Manf). The record is from RefSeq and is a predicted model, not a curated record. Gene Ontology annotation, biological process: neuron projection development; dopaminergic neuron differentiation. Lineage: Eukaryota; Metazoa; Arthropoda; Insecta; Coleoptera; Coccinellidae. Bases 177 to 686 code for a protein of 169 amino acids. The transcript has 4 exons. Gene Ontology annotation, cellular component: endoplasmic reticulum.
AAUCCCUAGUAGUCGUAAGCAGGUUUGACGUGCACCAAUAAGAAUGUGCCAAAUAUUAUAUGACGUAAGUUGUCAAAAAUAUAGAAGUUUGAAGGCGGCUAGUAAACCUAACUGAAAAGUAUAAUAAAACGAAAAUCAGACACUGAAUUAGCUAUAAAGAAAGAAAUUUUGAGAAAAUGAGGUUUUUAGAAAUUUGCCUGACAUCUUUGAUAGCAAUCAUUGUUUCUGUUAAUAGUUUGAAACAGGGAGAAUGUGAAGUUUGUGUGAAAACAUUAACGAAAUUCUCAAAUACAUUGUCGGAGGCACAAAAAAAGGACCCAAAAAAAAUAGAGGAUGAAUUUAGAAAAUUUUGCAAAAACCUCAAAAACAAAGAGAAUAGAUUUUGUUACUACCUAGGAGGUUUAGAAGAAAGUGCAACUGGUAUUUUGGGGGAGAUGUCCAAACCUCUGUCGUGGUCUAUGCCUGCAGACAAAGUGUGUGAAAAGCUCAAAAAAAAAGAUGUACAAAUAUGUGAACUUCGUUAUGAUCCUGAAAUUGAUCUCAGAACCGUUGACUUGAAAAAAUUGAAAGUGAGGGACCUCAAGAAAAUAAUUAAUGAUUGGGGUGAAAACUGUGAUGGUUGCGUAGAAAAAUCAGAAUUUAUUAAAAGGAUCGAAGAAUUAAAACCACAACAUACAGAAUUAUAAGGCUGCCAAUCAAUAUUAGUACAAUUUCUAAAUAUCUGUAAUUUUGAGACAGUUUUCAAUGGUUUAAGAUGUUAAGACAGUUAAAAAUGCAACAAAUUGAUAAUUAAUUUGAACAGAUGUUUAUAUUUUGGAAUUUUUCCAUUAAUUAACUUUUUUAGUGAGAGGUUAGUUUUUUUUAAAGAUAUUCCAAAGAUAUUUCUACCACAAAACUUUUUUCAUUCGUUUUCAGAAUUACAUUUAUGAAUAUAUCUGUAUGUGUAUUUCAGUUUUUAAUUUAUUUAUUAUGAUUAAAGUAAUGGAUUUCUA